Aspergillus steynii IBT 23096 is the source of this 1182-nucleotide messenger RNA. RefSeq names its product ERG4/ERG24 ergosterol biosynthesis protein. The coding region runs from base 1 to 1182 and encodes 393 amino acids. Gene Ontology annotation, biological process: brassinosteroid biosynthetic process; cholesterol biosynthetic process. Gene Ontology annotation, cellular component: endoplasmic reticulum membrane. The record is from RefSeq and is a predicted model, not a curated record. NCBI's taxonomy places the organism in Eukaryota, Fungi, Ascomycota, Eurotiomycetes, Eurotiales, Aspergillaceae. Gene Ontology annotation, molecular function: 7-dehydrocholesterol reductase activity. The transcript is spliced from 4 exons.
AUGCUGAAAUAUUUCCUGGCAGAGGGGCCAUCCGUGUUCACAGUCAUACUUUGCCAGGCAUUCGAUGGCGUGGCUUUGGUUGGUUACAUGGGUUGGGUAGCUUUCCAGUGUCUGCUCUACACUGGCCUCCCGGGACGUAUAUGCAAGGGGCAUACAACCCCGGCGGGAUACCUCUUGAGCUACCGAGCCAAUGGACUGUUGGCGUUCGGCAUUUCAGUUCUUGUGGCUGUCGGUUUGUCCGUCGGAAACGUCGUGGACCCGGCGAUCAUUGCUGCGAAUUGGGGGUCCCUUCUCCUGGUUGGCAAUAUAUAUGGCUUCCUACUAUGUAUUCUGUUCUACAUUAAAGCCAGCCUAUUCCCGUCUCAUCCAAAGGACCGAAAGUUUACAGUAGGCUCGCUGUUCUACGACCUGUACAUGGGGGUUGAGCUGAACCCUCGGUUUGGGAAAUUCUGGGAUAUGAAGCUCUUCCAUAUCGGACGCACUGGAAUGAUUUCAUGGGUUAUGAUUGAUCUUUCCUUCACGGUAUAUCAGUAUCGACUCCACGGAUAUAUCACGUCUUCGAUUAUGGUGGUUGACAUCCUUCAUCUGCUCUAUGUGGCGGACUUUUUCUUUCGCGAGGACAGGUAUCUGCGGACCCUCGACAUCCAACAUGAUCAUUUCGGCUUCUACUUUGCCUGGGGCUCGUCGGCAUUCCUGCCGGCCAUAUAUACCUUGCAGGCCCAAUUCCUGGCGCGCAAGCCCGUGCAUCUACACCCCACCGCAGCUGCCGCGAUCCUUGCCACGGGGGUUGGCGGGUAUUUGAUCUACUGCUCUGCAAACGAGCAGAAACAUAUAGCCCGCAAGACCCGAGGCAACUGCAUCAUUGCCGGGGGGAAGCCAAAGGUGAUGAGGUGCUCCUACCAGACUGCCAACGGGGUGAAGCACGAAUCUCUUCUUCUCUGCUCCGGGUGGUGGGGAUACGUGCGACAUGCCAAUUAUCUGGGAGAUCUUAUUUUAUCGUACGCAAUGUGUGCGCCCUGCGGAACGACUCACCUCCUUCCAUGGACGUAUGCCAUCUUCAUGACCAUCAUUCUGGCACACCGGUGUCUCCGCGAUGAGAAGCGAUGUUUGGCGAAGUACGGAAGCUCCUGGGAGAGAUACUGCAGCCAGGUGCGAUGGCGCAUCCUGCCGGGAGUGUUUUGA